Messenger RNA from Owenia fusiformis, 1380 nucleotides. The record is from the annotation of a GenBank genome assembly. NCBI's taxonomy places the organism in Eukaryota, Metazoa, Annelida, Polychaeta, Sabellida, Oweniidae.
AUGGAAUCUCAGGAACAGGGCGCUAUUAAAACUAACCUAGAUCCGAAAGGCAAGAAAGUUGUGUUCGCUGAGACACUCACAAAUGAACAAACAAUCGAAGUUGCAGAAAUCAAUGACCGUAAGGUGGUGACAUCUAUUAGCAAGAUGGUAGAUUUUGUUGUUGUAGGAAAGAAUGCAGGCCAGGAGGCAGACGAAGCCAAGUCUAUGGGUAUACGAUGCCUAACAGAGACGGAAUGGGACGAUGUGAUAAAUGGUAGAGCUGAUUCAGGCAAGGGCGUUACAAUACCCGGGAAUUUAUCGGUUCGUCCAGUACUUGUUUGUGAUAGCGCCCUCUGCGCAUCACAGUCCACUGAAGCAAAGAAUGAUGGAGGGAAACGAAUGUGUAAAGCUAGCACAGAAGCCGCAAUCAGAGACCAAGUACAUACUUUUACAUGUUUUAGUGAUAUCCCAGAUGUCGCUCUUAUACAUGUGUUCCAGUACCUCCCAGUCUGUGACCUCAUAAACAUUCUCACUGUCUGCAAGAGAUGGAAUGAACUUAUUGAACCAAGUGAUUACCUUUGGCGUAAGUUUAUUCCAAAUAACUUUGACCUGCCUGUCAAUUGUGCCAAGGGGUUUCUUAGAUCUUUAUGGGAAAGGAGCAUAAAGAUUGGCAAGGAGAGAUGGUUACCAGAUGUAUCAAAAGCUUUCGUAGCCCGAAUGAGAGAAAUGGGUAUAUGUAGUCAAUGGGGUUCAGGAGGCUUUGAACCAAUCCCGGCAGGUGCAACAUUGUACCAGAGACUCAACCCUACAUAUGACUUUAUUGAGAAAGUGGGACACCCGACUAAAACAGAGCUACUUGGUGUUAUGAAACAAAUAUGGGAAAAGUUUAAUAAAGGACGACCAUACUUCAGGACUGGUAAAGACUCAUAUUCCAAUGUCCAGAAAGGUUAUACUAUAGUAAAUGCGAAGAGUGCUAUGGAAAAGUCAUGCUCGAUCUCUUACAGUGGCACGUUGAAAUUCAUUCAGGGUAUUGUGGAGCCAUGGUAUGCAACAGGGGGAUUUGACAUAGAACAGAGAGAUCUUGAUGGCUUUUCACACCUUCCAGAUAUAACAGCCGAUUCUCCCCUACCCUAUAAUAUCGAAGUCAGUGACGAUGAAGACUAUGAAGAUGCGCGGAUGUUACAGAAGCACUACAAACCGCCGAUGUUGUCCUUGUACAAAGAGACCAUGGGGAUUUUAUUUGGAGAUGAAGACACAAAGGAGGCCAAGAAGUUUUACAUCAACCCUGAAUGCUGCAAUGAGAAUCUAUAUGGGUAUUCGUAUACACUCCUCAUUGGACCUUAUGGAGUCUUGUAUGAAAUGAAUCAAGCUUCUCCGAUUUAUAAUCAUGUUUAAUACGAU